AUGUCGCCGGCGAAGAAGGCCAGGGGCAGACCGCCAGCUGCCAACAAAGUCACGAAGCCUGCCCAGAAGGCUACAAAGGGUCGCGCGACUGGAAAACUUGCAGCGGCAAUCAGCAAAGCAGGAGAAGAGGCUAUCAACGACACGUCGAGCAAGGCUAGCGGCAAGGUUUCGAAGAGAGGCCGCAAGGCUGCCGAGAAGAUCGAGAUUCAGGAGGAGGACGUCGAGGACGAGGACGAGGACGACGAUGCGGCGGAUGUCGACAGUAUGGCCGAAUCAGAAGAUGACAUUGCUCCGGCGGUGACGGCGACCACAGCGAAGACCCGAGGGCGACCGAAGGCAGCAGCUACGACCGCGACGACUACAGAAACAUCGAAAGAGGUGCCGAGUUCUACUACGAAGGGUGCCGCAAAGCCGACUAAGCGAGGUCGUCGUGCAGGAGCAAAACCGGCUCGGGAUGAUGAAUCUGAAAUUCCAGAGACGCAGGCUCAAGACGAUAUGGACGUCGACACGGAAGGCGAUGACAAAUUCGACGAGCUACCGGUACCGAAGCCGUCAACGCAUCGCGGUAAUCGUGCGAGUGGUAAUCCGGAUUUGGACGCUAGUGAUGUGCAACUUCGGAGGCGCUUGGGCGACACGAUUAGAAAGUACGAUAACCUUGAAGCGAAAUACCGUGAUCUUCGGGACAUCGGGGUCAAGGCGGCAGAACGGAACUUUGAUAAUCUCAAAAAGGAGAGUGAAGAAAGAGCAAAAACUGCAAACGAACUCAUUGCACAUCUCAAGGCCGACCUUGCAGAGCAACGUAGCUUGGCCAAAGAGGGGCAACAACGCAAAAAGCAACUCGAAGAAAUGGAGGCAAAGGUGUCAGCUCUGACGACUUCUCUAACCGAGGCAAAGCAAGAAAUCAAGACUUUGUCGACGCGGUUGGCUGCGAGCAGGUCUGCCGAAGCUGCAGCCAGUGCCAAGGUCAUACCUGGAAGCGCUGUCAAGGGCUCAAGCGCAGCUGCCAGGGCCAUCGCCAGCUCGGAUGUUGUACAAACGGGACAGCUGAAAGAGGACCUUUAUGGCGAUUUGACCGGCUUGAUUGUCAGAGUUACCAAGCGUGACUCGGCAGGCCAGGUGUUUGAUUGCAUACAAACGGGGAGAAACGGGAUUGAGAACGAAAGCUCCGGCGAAAACUACGAGGAGGCUCAUUUCACCUACAAGCCGCAAUUGGACUCUAACAGAGAUCGCGAACUCAUCGACAUGCUGCCCGACUUCCUUGUUGAAGAAAUCGAGUUCCCUCGGCCACAUGCGGCAAAGUUUUACGCGCGGGUCAUCAAGUCUUUGACGGAGCGGCUGGACUGA
Molecule: messenger RNA, 1344 nt
Organism: Colletotrichum phormii
Lineage: Eukaryota; Fungi; Ascomycota; Sordariomycetes; Glomerellales; Glomerellaceae
Product: chromosome segregation protein
Exons: 3
Coding region: 1-1344 (447 amino acids)
Biological process (GO): attachment of mitotic spindle microtubules to kinetochore; meiotic sister chromatid segregation
Cellular component (GO): nucleolus; monopolin complex; mitotic spindle
Molecular function (GO): microtubule site clamp; protein binding
Source: RefSeq, a predicted model, not a curated record